AUGCCUGUUCGCAGAGGUCAUGUGGCACCACAAAAUACAUUUUUGGGUACAAUCAUACGAAAAUUUGAAGGGCAAAAUAAAAAAUUCAUCAUUGCUAAUGCUAGAGUGCAGAACUGUGCUAUCAUCUACUGCAAUGAUGGGUUCUGUGAGAUGACCGGGUUCUCCAGGCCAGAUGUCAUGCAGAAACCUUGCACCUGUGAUUUUCUUCAUGGGCCAGAGACCAAAAGACAUCAGAUUGCCCAAAUUGCUCAGGCACUGCUGGGGUCAGAGGAGAGGAAAGUAGAAGUCACCUAUUAUCACAAAGAUGGAUCUACCUUUAUUUGCAACACCCACAUAAUCCCUGUGAAAAAUCAAGAGGGAGUAGCAAUGAUGUUUAUUAUUAACUUCGAGUAUGUAACAGAUGAAGAGAAUGUGGCAUCUCCUGAGAAGUCCAAACCAAUAUUGCCAUCCAAACUUGUAAAUCGUAAACUUUUUGGGUUCCGGUUACCUGGAUUGAGACUUCUAACAUACCGAAAGCAGUCCUUACCACAGGAAGACCCUGAUGCAGUGAUAGUUGACUCAUCUAAGCACAGUGAUGACUCGGUGGCGAUGAAGCACUUUAAAUCACCUACAAAAGAAAGCUGUAGUCCUUCAGAAGUGGAUGAUACAAAAGCACUGAUUCAACCCAGUAAAUGUUCACCUUUGGUUAAUAUAUCAGGACCUCUUGACCAUUCAUCACCUAAACAGCAAUGGGACAGACUUUACCCUGACAUGAUACAGACAAGCAAUCCACUAACCCACUCCAGAUCAAAGGAAAGCAUCUGUAGUAUACGGAGAGCCUCUUCAGUACAUGACAUAGAAGGCUUUAACAUCCAUCCCAAGAACACUUUUAGGGACCGUCAUGCAAGUGAAGACAAUGGUCGCAAUGUCAAAGGGCCUUUUAAUCAUAUCAAGUCAAGUCUGUUGGGAUCCACAUCAGAUUCAAAUCUCAACAAAUACAGUACAAUCAACAAAAUUCCUCAACUCACACUGAACUUUUCAGAUAUCAAAAGCGAAAAAAAAUCUUCAUCUCCUCCUUCCUCGGAAAAAGCAAUUAUUGCACCUAAGGUGAAAGACCGAACGCACAAUGUAACAGAGAAAGUUACCCAGGUUCUGUCCUUAGGGGCUGAUGUUCUACCAGAAUAUAAACUCCAGACACCUCGCAUCAACAAGUUUACUAUAUUGCACUAUAGUCCUUUCAAAGCCGUCUGGGACUGGCUCAUUUUGUUGCUGGUAAUAUACACCGCCAUAUUUACCCCUUACUCUGCUGCCUUCCUUCUGAAUGAUAGUGAGGAACGGAAGAGGAGAGAAUGUGGAUAUUCUUGCAGCCCAUUGAAUGUUGUAGACUUAAUUGUGGAUAUUAUGUUUAUUAUUGACAUUCUAAUCAACUUCAGAACAACGUAUGUAAACCAGAAUGAAGAAGUGGUAAGUGACCCAGCAAAAAUAGCAAUUCACUACUUCAAAGGCUGGUUCCUAAUUGACAUGGUUGCUGCAAUACCUUUUGACCUGCUGAUUUUUGGCUCUGGCUCUGAAGAGACAACAACAUUAAUAGGUCUGCUGAAGACAGCUAGACUGCUGCGUUUGGUGAGAGUAGCACGGAAAUUGGACAGAUAUUCAGAAUAUGGUGCUGCAGUUCUGAUGCUCCUUAUGUGCAUCUUUGCACUAAUUGCACACUGGCUUGCUUGCAUUUGGUAUGCCAUUGGAAAUGUAGAAAGACCUUACUUGGCUCACAAGAUUGGCUGGUUGGAUUCUUUAGGAGAACAAUUAGGAAAGCAUUACAAUAAGAGUGACGCAAGCUCCGGGCCGUCCAUCAAGGACAAAUAUGUUACAGCACUUUAUUUUACCUUCAGCAGUCUGACAAGUGUAGGAUUUGGAAAUGUGUCUCCAAACACCAACUCAGAGAAAAUCUUUUCCAUCUGUGUCAUGUUGAUUGGCUCCUUAAUGUAUGCUAGCAUUUUUGGAAACGUUUCUGCAAUAAUCCAAAGACUCUACUCGGGAACUGCAAGGUAUCACAUGCAGAUGCUGCGAGUAAAAGAGUUUAUACGCUUUCAUCAAAUCCCCAACCCUCUGCGGCAGCGACUUGAAGAGUACUUCCAGCAUGCAUGGACAUAUACCAACGGCAUUGACAUGAACAUGGUCCUGAAGGGGUUUCCAGAAUGCCUACAAGCUGACAUUUGCCUGCACCUCAACCAAAAUUUACUUCAGAAUUGCAAAGCUUUCCGUGGGGCCAGCAAAGGCUGUCUUCGAGCUUUGGCUAUGAAAUUUAAGACAACACAUGCACCGCCUGGAGACACUUUAGUGCAUUGUGGAGAUGUUCUCACUGCUCUUUAUUUUGUAUCAAGAGGCUCCAUUGAAAUCCUUAAGAGUGACAUUGUUGUAGCCAUUCUUGGCAAAAACGAUAUUUUUGGAGAGAUGGUACAUCUUUAUGCAAAACCAGGAAAGUCAAAUGCAGAUGUGAGAGCUUUAACUUACUGUGACUUACAUAAGAUCCAGCGAGAAGAUCUAUUGGAAGUUUUGGAUAUGUACCCUGAAUUUUCUGACCUUUUCCUCACCAACCUAGAACUGACUUUUAAUCUCAGAGAUGAAACUGCAAAGUCUGACCUCAUAAUAAGAUCACAAACUACUAAUGAUAUGGAUGGAGAUAACUGCAACCUACGAAGACGGAAAUUGUCCUUUCAGAGUGAAAUAGAGAAAGAGAAUGACCACAGUGAUCCUGAACCUUCAGGGGACACCACCACAUACUAUCAACCUACGAAGAAACACUUUGAGGAGAAAAAAAGUGGGUCAUCAUCUUUUGUUUCCUCCAUUGAAGAUGAGCAAAAGCCCCUGUUCUCUGGGAUAGCUGAUUACCCAUCUGUAACAGACAAAACUACAGACAUCGACUUUGAAGAAAUGGUUCAUGCCACAGAAGAAAUUCUCAUUGACAAAAGAAGCAGUUCUUGUAAAGAUAUCACUGAUAAAAGAAGCUGGGAGCAGGAGAACAUCCGAGAGUAUCAGGACUCCCCAGUUCAGUCAGCAUUACCUCACGUUUCAUGGGGGAUCUGUGAAACUGAAAGCGACUUUAUAUAUGGGGAAGUAGAGAAUCGAUUAGAUAUACUUCAAGAGCAACUCAACAGGCUUGAAUCCCAAAUGACUGCUGACAUCCAAACCAUCCUUCAGCUUCUGCAAAGGCAGUCAACACUGAUUCCACCUGCCUAUAGCAUGGUGACUGCAGGGGCAGAGUAUCAACAGCCAGCAAUCCAGGUGAUAAAAAAGCUUCAACCUGCAGCAUCAAUUAAAACAGACAAAAGUUUCAGUCCUUCAUCUCAGUGUCCUGAAUUUCUAGACCUUGAAAAAUCGAAACUUAAAUCCAAAGAAUCCCUCUCAAGUGGAGUGCAUCUUAACACAGCCUCAGAAGACAACUUGGCUUCUUUCUUAGAUCAAGAACAUGACCAGCCUGUAGCAUGCCCCCCACAACACUGUAAAACUUAUCUCCAGCCAGUUAGGCACCCUUCCUUGCCAGAAUCUUCAAUAAGCACUGUAGGAAUCUUGAGUCUUCAUAGGCAUGUUUCUGAUCCUGGUCUUCCUGGGAAAUAA
Messenger RNA from Indicator indicator, 3594 nucleotides. It is a transcript of the gene KCNH7, whose product is annotated as potassium voltage-gated channel subfamily H member 7. Bases 1 to 3594 code for a protein of 1197 amino acids. The record is from RefSeq and is a predicted model, not a curated record. Gene Ontology annotation, cellular component: membrane. Gene Ontology annotation, molecular function: inward rectifier potassium channel activity. Lineage: Eukaryota; Metazoa; Chordata; Aves; Piciformes; Indicatoridae. Gene Ontology annotation, biological process: membrane repolarization during action potential; potassium ion transmembrane transport. The transcript is spliced from 16 exons.